AUGAGCGAAUCUGGCGCGCCCGACAGCCGUUCCAGCGGUCCAAUCCUUCCCAUCUACCGGUCAAACCCCCCAAGCCAAACGGAUCACGCAGUCGUCACCGCCCCAGGCGCACCAGCGACUGCGACAACAACACCGGCACAUGUCACGUACGCCGGAGACGGCUCCACGACUCCAACGCGGUCUGCCGCCCAACAAGAUCCACCCACCCCGUCCUCUGCUCGCCGGCACAAUCAAUCCAUCUCGGUCUCACUCCGGCCCCGCUCCGACUCGACCGCGAGCAACAGGCAGAGCCUCCCGAGGGCUAUCCGCGCCUCUUUUGCUGGUUCUCGUGAUGGCAAGGACGGGCCAGAUGACGAGGAAGCGAUCUUGACCGGGGAUGGGGAUGUGAAGCGGAAGAGGCGGAGCUCUGUGGUGGAUAGGCUGAGGGGAAGUGUAUCGUCCGGAGGACCAAGGGAACGGUCUGGAUCGGGACCGGUGGCGUACGAGAUGGUACCGUCUCCGAAGGGCAAGAAGGGGGAUGACGAUCGGGACGAAGAGAAUCGGGAGCUGGGGGAUGAGGUGGUGGGGAUGCUAGAUGUUAUUGAUCCGGAGGUGUCGACUGUCAAUCAUCUUCAGAACGUCACGAAUGGUAUCUUCCUCCCGCACUUCCCGGCGCUCUGGUCAAGACGGCCAGAAAUAAAGCUCGGCAAUGAAGACAGCGGCCGCUCAUCUAAGCAAGAAGAUGGCGAAGAAUACCUUGACACUUCGGACUCGGCAACACGAAAACGCGCAUCUACCGUCGCUUCCCUCUUCCCCUCGGCCCCUUCCUCGACCCGCCGACCCUCCUUCCCUCGCUCCACCAUGCGUUCCGAUUCCUCCGUACCCCAUACCGCCUCCCGCCUCAACUCCCAGCUCAACAGCCCCGCCGAGACCCCCGGUCUGUACCCACCCAAAGCUGCCGAGCUGCACACCACCGCGUCACGAGACUCGCUGGCCUCUGUCCACUCGCUCGACGCGCACGUCCGGCAAGUCCUCCACGAGACGAAGCGGCAAAAGAUCGUCAAGGGUCUGAAGGGGCUUUGGGUGUUUCUCAAGACCCCGAUGGGGUUCGCCACGGGGAUAUACGGGAUCCUUGUGGUGUUCUGGGGAGCGGCGAUUGUCUUCUUCCUCUUGAACUGGAUCCCGACGCCUAGCAAGUACUGGCAAGAUCGCUGGGUGGAAAUAUCGAGUCAGAUCGUCAAUGCGUUAUUCACGAUUACGGGGGUGGGCCUUAUACCCUGGCGGGCGCAGGACACUUACCGGAUGUCAAUCAUCUGGACAUUACGGCAAAAGACCCAUCGGCUCCGCAAGAAGCAAGGUCUACCGCCUAUCGAAGACCCGAACGAUAUAGAAGAUCCAAAAGAUCAGGAGGAGUAUGUGUCGGUCUUGACGGAGAAGGAGCGGGCGCGGUUGAAGUACCAGCAAGAGAUGUUUGCCAAGAGCCAGACAUGGUACCGUCCCCACGCCACCUCGACCCAUCGCGCGUUCCCCAUGUCCUGGGCUUUAUGGAAUACUAUCCUCAUGGACCUCAACUCGGCGUUCCAGUGUAUCCUCUGCGGUUGUAUGUGGGGGCUGAAUCAGUACCAGCGGCCGGCGUGGACUACGGGGAGUCUGAUCCCUCUGGGUUUCUUGAGCGGCAUCGGGGCUGGUGUUCUCAUCUGGCAAGGCUCCGCACGCACAAAGAAACAAAUCUCCGUCACCGAGAAGCUCCGCCAAGCGCUGGGUGUGCCUCUCGCUAUCGGCGUCCCGCUGUCCAGCAACGACCAGCUCAGCAAGCUCACCACCGCAAAGAAGGGUCAGGCGGGGAAUGGAAGCGCGGGCGGUCUGGCGCCUGCUCUGCCUUCGGUCGUGACGAGGGAGAAGCAGACGAUCUUGGAAGAGAGGGAGGACGAGCCAGACCGUGUUAGGGCAGAAGCCGGCGCUGCGAGGACGGAUCGAGUGGAGCGAGGGGUGUCAUAA
Dioszegia hungarica is the source of this 1977-nucleotide messenger RNA. RefSeq lists its product as uncharacterized. The transcript is spliced from 6 exons. The record is from RefSeq and is a predicted model, not a curated record. The coding region runs from base 1 to 1977 and encodes 658 amino acids. NCBI's taxonomy places the organism in Eukaryota, Fungi, Basidiomycota, Tremellomycetes, Tremellales, Bulleribasidiaceae.